Leptopilina heterotoma is the source of this 1745-nucleotide messenger RNA. It is a transcript of the gene CCT7, whose product is annotated as T-complex protein 1 subunit eta. Gene Ontology annotation, cellular component: chaperonin-containing T-complex. The transcript is spliced from 6 exons. Bases 121 to 1740 code for a protein of 539 amino acids. Gene Ontology annotation, molecular function: ATP hydrolysis activity; ATP binding; ATP-dependent protein folding chaperone. Lineage: Eukaryota; Metazoa; Arthropoda; Insecta; Hymenoptera; Figitidae. The record is from RefSeq and is a predicted model, not a curated record. Gene Ontology annotation, biological process: protein folding.
UUUCCUAUGGUUUAGUAAUAACCAAGUUUUUCUAGUCGGCAAUUUGUGGAAGAACAAUACCGAAAUAAACCUAUUUAAUUAAUAAUUCAAGUGUUAUUUUGUUAAAAACAACUAAUAAAAAUGCAACCACAAAUCAUUUUAUUGAAAGAAGGAACGGAUUCGUCACAAGGCAAACCGCAACUUAUUUCCAACAUAAAUGCAUGUCAACUGGUGGCUGAUGCUGUUCACACAACAUUAGGUCCUCGUGGUAUGGACAAACUUAUUGUCGAUCAAAAUGGAAAAUGCACAAUUUCCAACGAUGGGGCUACCAUUUUAAAGCUUUUGGACAUUAUUCACCCAGCAGCGAAAACAUUGGUGGACAUUGCCAAAUCUCAAGAUGCAGAGAUUGGCGAUGGCACGACCAGUGUUGUACUUCUUGCGGCCGAAUUUUUGAAGCAAGUGAAACCAUUUAUCGAAGAGGGCGUUCAUCCAAGAAUUAUCAUCAAGUCCUUCCGUCAAGCAAUCGAUAUGGCAAUUGAGAAAAUAAAAACACUUAGUAUCAAGAUCGACAAUUCUGAUCUUCCAAAACAGAGAUCACUUCUCGAGGAGUGCUCCGCUACAGCUAUGAAUUCAAAAUUAAUUCAUCAACAGAAGGAAUUUUUCAGUAAAAUGGUCGUCGAUGCGGUUCUUUUACUUGAUGAUUUGUUACCUCUCAAUAUGAUUGGAAUCAAGAAGGUUUCCGGUGGAGGUUUAGAGGAAUCGCUCCUCGUCGCCGGUGUGGCUUUCAAAAAAACAUUCUCAUACGCCGGAUUCGAAAUGCAGCCGAAAAAAUAUUCUCCCUGUAAAAUUGCCUUAUUGAACAUUGAGUUGGAAUUGAAAGCAGAACGCGACAAUGCUGAAGUUCGUGUCGACAGUGUAGCGGAAUAUCAAAAAAUUGUCGACGCCGAAUGGCAAAUUCUCUAUCAAAAAUUGGAGAAAAUUGCCAAGAGUGGAGCAAAUGUUGUCCUGUCAAAAUUGCCAAUUGGCGACGUAGCAACACAAUAUUUCGCCGAUCGAGAUAUGUUCUGUGCAGGAAGAGUUGCCGAUGAGGAUCUUAAACGAACAAUGAAGGCUUGUGGAGGCGCUGUGAUGACAACCGUUCACGAUAUCAAUGAAAAUGCUCUCGGCAAAUGUGAAUCCUUCGAGGAGAAGCAAAUUGGCGGAGAAAGAUUCAAUUUCUUCGCGGGUUGUCCAAAUGCAAAAACUUGCACCUUUGUAUUGAGAGGUGGUGCCGAACAAUUUUUGGAGGAGACCGAGAGAUCUUUGCAUGACGCUAUCAUGAUUGUGAGACGUAUGAUUAAAAACGAUGCCGUCGUCGCUGGCGGUGGGGCAAUUGAAAUGGAACUCUCGAAAACUCUUCGCGAUUAUUCGCGUGUAAUUGCAGGAAAGGAGCAAUUAAUCAUUGGAGCUAUUGCUCGCGCUCUCGAAAUUAUACCAAGGCAACUUUGUGACAACGCUGGCUUUGAUGCAACAAAUAUUCUCAACAAACUGCGACAAAAGCAUCACAUGGGAAAAUGUUGGUACGGAGUGGACAUUGUCAAUGAAGAUAUCGCCGACAACAUGGAAGCUUGCGUUUGGGAACCGGCGAUUGUAAAAAUUAAUGCAUUGAUUGCAGCAUGCGAAGCCGCUUGCCUUAUUCUCUCGGUCGAUGAGACAAUUAAAAAUCCUUCCAGUCAACAACAACAACAGGGCGGAGGACGUGGAAUGGGCAGACCGAUGUAAUAAUU